AAGUCACUUAAAAAUAAUAUAUUCUUCAAAAGAUUACAAUAUCCGCGUAUCAUUGUUAGAGUUGUUCGACGAUUUUUUGUUUUUUAUUAACUUUUAAGUUACUUUGCGUGUUAAGUAUAUAAAAAGAAACCAAUUCAAACAUGUUUCGUAAUCAGUAUGAUAGUGAUGUAACAGUAUGGAGCCCCCAGGGCCGCUUGCAUCAAGUGGAAUAUGCCAUGGAAGCUGUAAAAUUAGGUUCAGCAGUAGUUGCAUUAAAGAAUAAAACACAUGCUGCUAUUGUUGCGCUCAAGCGUGCACCAAAUGAGCUAUCAGCUUAUCAAAAAAAAAUUAUACUUGUAGAUGAUCAUCUUGGAUUUUCAUUUUCUGGUUUGUUGGCUGAUGCUCGCAUUCUAAGCAAGUAUAUGCGAUCGGAAUGUUCUUCACAUAAGUUUGCCCAUGGAGAUGAUCUUCCAGUUAAUAGAUUGAUGACCAAAGUUAGUAACAGAAUGCAAUUGUGCACACAUCGGUAUGAUAAACGCCCAUAUGGGGUUGGUCUACUUGUAGCUGGUUAUGAUGAUAAUGGUCCUCAUAUUUACCAAACAUGCCCUUCUGCAAACUACACAAGUUGUAAAGCUAUGGCUAUUGGCUCACGAUCACAAAGUGCUCGUACAUACUUGGAAAGAAAUUUAGACGCAUUUAAGGAAGCAAGUUUGGAGGAAUUACUGAAACAUGGUAUGAGAGCUUUGAGGGACACUCUGCCCAAUGAUGUCAAUCUAACUUCAAAGAAUGUUUCAAUUGCUGUUGUGGGCAAAAAUCAGCUAUUUGAGAUUUAUGAUGAGGAAAAAACUCAGGCAAAAUUAUCAUUAAUUGAAGGCGAGGAAAGGAGAGCUCCAGCUCCAACAACCGAUUCAUCAAGUGGUGGAUCUCAGCCACCACAAGACGGACCUGGUGCCCCUCCUAGUGAUGCUAUACCAGCAGUUGCAAUGGAGACAGAAUAAACAUAAUGGAACUUAAGUUAAGAAUUAAGAAUAUUAUACAUUUUUUUUUACUAAUAUGCCUCAACUGAUUAAAUAAAACAUUGGAUAUUGAA
Myzus persicae (green peach aphid) is the source of this 1069-nucleotide messenger RNA. RefSeq names its product proteasome subunit alpha type-1 (gene Prosalpha6). The record is from RefSeq and is a predicted model, not a curated record. Gene Ontology annotation, biological process: ubiquitin-dependent protein catabolic process. Gene Ontology annotation, cellular component: nucleus; proteasome core complex; proteasome core complex, alpha-subunit complex. The coding region runs from base 141 to 977 and encodes 278 amino acids. The transcript is spliced from 5 exons. Lineage: Eukaryota; Metazoa; Arthropoda; Insecta; Hemiptera; Aphididae.